AUGCGCGCCAUUCUUGGCUGUUCGUUGCGUGCAGCAGUUAGCGAGGGACGAAGGUGUGCUCAAUUCAGCAAUGCAUCAGGAGUAUUAUUGAAUGAUCUAUACAUUGAUGAUAUCAUAACGGGAGUCGAUUGCGAAAAUCAAGCGGUAGAGCUAGUUGCACAGCUUGAGGCAUUGCUGAAUAAGGGAGGAUUUAGGCCUCACAAAUGGCGUACAAAUAGCGAAAAAUUACUACGAGACUUGCGAGCGAACAAUCGAGCGGAGGAGUCGUCAGCGCUAGCGAUCGAGUCGGGCACUAUAAAGACGUUAGGAUUAAAUUGGUGUCCGAAGGCGGACAUGUUUCAAUUUUCAAUGGAUUUUGUGAAGAGUCCCGUUUCAACUAAGCGUGAGGUUCUCUCAACGAUUUCAAGAUUGUUUGAUCCGCUUGGGAUGGUCGGUCCUAUAUUGACUCGAGCAAAACUAAUUAUGCAGGAAACGUGGGUGUCGGAUUUGGACUGGGACGAACCAUUGACAGACAAUCUUCGUAAGGCAUGGGAUGCGUAUGUGGAGGAUGUGCGUGGGGUCGGUUCGAUCCGCGUACCGCGCAGAGUCAUUCAAUGCCCCAAUGCGAUGCGCUUCUGUUUACAUGCAUUUUGCGACGCGUCAAUGAAAGCUUAUGGAGCUUGCAUUUACUUGCAGUCGAGCGAUGGCAACGGUGGAUCGAGUUCCCUUUUGUUAUGUUCAAAAUCGCGUGUGGCACCGGUCAAAAGUAAGACCAUUACAUUGCCGAGGCUCGAAUUGUGUGGCGCUGUUGUCCUGGUUAGAUUGCUUCAGGGUGUGAAACGAGCCAUCAAGAUCAAGCUCGACGAAGUGCAUGCAUGGAGCGACUCUACGAUAGCUCUUGCGUGGAUCGCCGGCGAUCCGUCGCGUCAAAAAAACAUUCGUUUCCAAUCGAACAGCCGAAAUACAGUCGGUUCUUCGGCCCGAGGUCCGAAUUGGCUGUCGCGUUUUGCGGAUUGUAAACGGCGAGAAGCACAGUCGCUAAGUCUUACCAAGGAGGAUGAAGAAUUUAUCCAGUCGGAACAGAAGUCGGUUAAUCGAGUUUUCGUGAGCACCGGCGAUGAAACUUCCGUCAUAGAUUCCUUGCUAAGAGGUCACUCUUCCUUAUCUAAGGUCGAACGAGUCUUGGCAUGGAUAGUCAGAUUCGGACGCAACGCGCGAUUGAAGCAUGAUAAACCAAUACAUCUCGAGGCGGUCAGCGAUCUUAGUUCGGCGUCCUUUGUAGCCGCUUUGAGACGUUUCGCCGGACGUCGGGGUUACCCUCAGCGGAUCUAUUGUGAUAACGCAACAAAUUUCGUCGGGGCGAAAGGCGAGCUUACCGAGAUGUAUCAGUUAGUCGAAAAGGAAAAUCGUGAAAUAAUGGAUGAAUUUUGCAUUCCGAAUAAUGUGGAUUGGAAUUUAUUCCUCCGUCAUCUCCUCACAUGGGAGGACUAUGGGAGGCCGGCGUGA
Molecule: messenger RNA, 1485 nt
Organism: Monomorium pharaonis (pharaoh ant)
Lineage: Eukaryota; Metazoa; Arthropoda; Insecta; Hymenoptera; Formicidae
Exons: 3
Coding region: 1-1485 (494 amino acids)
Molecular function (GO): nucleic acid binding
Source: RefSeq, a predicted model, not a curated record